This is a messenger RNA of Aspergillus novofumigatus IBT 16806, 2081 nucleotides long. Its product is annotated as Iwr1 domain-containing protein. Gene Ontology annotation, biological process: protein import into nucleus. The record is from RefSeq and is a predicted model, not a curated record. Gene Ontology annotation, cellular component: cytoplasm. The coding region runs from base 81 to 1730 and encodes 549 amino acids. The transcript is spliced from 3 exons. Lineage: Eukaryota; Fungi; Ascomycota; Eurotiomycetes; Eurotiales; Aspergillaceae.
UUUGUUUUUCUUCCCCGUCAUCAAUCUUGUUCAAUUAUCAACUACAUUUUGGCUCUUCGGGCAAUUUCCAAGGCUUCAGGAUGGCCUUACCUCCAGAGCAGAUCAACAUCAAGCGUCGCCGCGAAGAAGAACCGGUGGACACAUUGUAUAUCCAGUCUGAACUCCAUCAGACCAAGCGGCGUUUUACGGACUUUGUCUUCCAGCGGGUCCAGGUCAGUGGCAAUGCUCGGGAGAGCGGCUCCUCGAGCCCUGCGUCCCUGGCUGCACCGUCCCGCACGCUCCUCACCCCUCGGUCUGUGAGUAGCUCUGCGUUUCCAGCUUCCAGAGGUGCUGCUCGUCCUUCGGGCCCGGGGGCGGGCGUCGGCGCCGGCGCGACCGUGCCUCUGGUUCGAGCUACUUCCCCUGGGGCUGAGUUUCGGGAGGAACAGCGCCUCGCUGCUGUGCGCAAGGCAGCGGGGGAGAAGCUCCAUCGUGCCCUGCAUUCCUCGAGUGUGGUGGCGGGUGCGGAUCUGGUCGGUUCUCCUGCUGUUGACGGUGCGCGGGAGUCUUCUGUGUCGAGCGGGAGGGAGAGUCCGGUUUCCGCAUCGCCACGGUCUGUUCGUCGGUUCCAGAUUUCCAGGUCCAAUACACCUGUGAAUGUUCUGCGGAGCGCGGGUGGCGGCGUGCAGAAGCGGCGAGGUGAUGGGGCGGUCGCGGUGCUGGUGGAGAAGUUACGGCGGACUCCGCAUUCAAGGCAGGCGUCGUUGGUGGCCGAUGCGGCGGCGCAGACCGCGACGGCGGAGGGGGAGGUCCGCGGUGUGAGUGUCCCGGAACCGGAGCCGGAGCCUGCGCGGCCCAGGAAACGGCCUGUAGUCAAUCAGGCGGAGAGGAAAUGGAGAGAGGAGCGGAAGACUGCCAUCUCCGCUGCGAAGGAGCACAUUACGCAGGUUCUGGAGAAGGAGGCGCAUGCUCGCAAGAGUAACUGGGAGGAUGAGUCCGAGCGACUGGCUCGCGAGUUUGAGCAGAUUGCGCUUGAGCUUGAGGGAGGUAUGGAGACGGAACCGUCGGUGCAGCAGCCAGUAGCGCAGCCGACAGCACGUCCUAUCAUCCCCAAACCUCCGUUGAAGUACCAGCCGCGCACACCUAAUAAACCUCGAGGGACGGCGCCGCGAGAAACGAGCGUUCCUGCAGGUCCCGACGUCCGGCCUCCGGUAGAAGCCAUUGUGCAAGAGGAGGACGACAGUGACGGCGAGUAUGUCUACGAUACUUACAUUCGACGACCGCUGCCGGAAGGGACGCUAAUUACGAACCCGCUGGCCGAUCUCGAAACGGCCCACCAAAAGUGGCUCCAACAGAAUGGAAUCGACACCAGUCGUCAGGAUAUUGGAGUCAUUGUCAUUACGCAAGAGGACGAAGAGUACUGGGAACAUUUUGCAGAGGACGACGAGGAUGAGGAGUGGGAUAGCGAGGACGCAGACUCGAAUGCCGAAAACAACCCCGCAAACGACUAUCCGGACGAGGACCUGUCGUGGGACGAUGAAGAAGACGACCCCACAGCCAUCUACCACAAAUAUCGAACUCAUGGCGCGUCUGACGACGAGGAAUUCGACUCUGCGGAUUCAGCAAAUGAGGGGCGGCGCGCAGGCCGGGUUGGAGUUGGAUUUGGAUUUGGGCUCGACUCGCACGUGGAUUCUGACGAGGACAGCCUGGACGGCGACGGUCCCAAUCACGAUCGAAUGCGACGGUGGUAGCCAUUCUGACAAGUGCCGCCCUCCCAGAAUCGGGUGGCUGCAUUCUGCAGCUUCCAGUCGAUUUCAAGAUGACUUGCUUGCUUGGUGUCCCGGAAUGCAAUCUGUCUGGUCGUGAUAACGAUCAUCCUCUUCAUUGUCAACUUACACCGAAAUUAGCCCCCAAAUACCAAGACCCGGUGACCUCGGGGAAAACCCAAAUCCACAACUGUAAAGAAAAACAAAUCAUACUAUCGUAUCUGCAUGAGCAUCAGCAUCAGCAUCAGCGUGGGCAUGAGCAAUCACCGUAGCGUAGCGUCAGUGCCAGCCAGCCAGUACACAGGCCCCCCACUUCUCUUCAGCCAAGCACGUAUC